AUGUCCGAGCGGCCGGCCAGGCGGAAGGUCGGGAUCGUGGGCUUUGGACAUUUGGGCCAGUAUCUGGUGCGGAGACUCCAGGACGAGGGACCCCGGCACGGCCUGGAACUCGCCUUCGUCUGGAACCGCGAUGCGGGGAAGCUGCAGGGGAAGGUGCCGGCUUCCCUCCAGCUGCAGGACCUGGCCCGGUUCCCCGAGCGCGAGGUGGAUCUGGUGGUGGAAGUGGCUCAUCCCUGCGUGGUCCGGGACCACGGCGCCUCCUUCCUGUCCGGGGCAGACUUCAUGGUGGGUUCCCCCACGGCCCUGGCUGACCAGGCCACGGAGAUGCGGUUGCGGGAAGCUGUCCGGCGUGGGGGGCACACGCUGUACGUGCCCCGGGGGGCGCUGUGGGGCGGCGAGGACAUCCAGCGGAUGGAUGACAGGGGUGUGCUGCAGGGCCUGAAGGUGACCAUGAUCAAGCACCCGGAAAGCUUCCGGCUGGAGGGGGCGCUGAGGGAGCGGCUGGGGGCCGGGCGGGCCGUGCUGUACGAGGGGACCGUGCGGGGUCUCUGCCCGCUGGCCCCCAACAACGUCAACACCAUGGCGGCGGCUUGCAUGGCCGCCCCCAGCCUGGGCUUCGACGGGGUCCAGGGGUGCCUCAUUGCUGACCCUGGCCUCCCUGACUGGCAUGUGGUGGAGGUGGAGGUGACCGGCCCAUCCGGCGAGCGCAGGGACCAGGCCUUCACGGUCACCACCAGCCGCAGGAACCCAGCCUCCCCCGGAGCUGUCACCGGGGCGGCAACCUUCCCUUCUUUCUGGAGCAGCCUGCUGGCCUGCCAGGGCCACCGAGGGCAUGUCGUUUUGUGCUGA
Messenger RNA from Emys orbicularis (European pond turtle), 849 nucleotides. RefSeq names its product aspartate dehydrogenase domain containing (gene ASPDH). The record is from RefSeq and is a predicted model, not a curated record. Gene Ontology annotation, biological process: NAD+ biosynthetic process. The transcript has 7 exons. The coding region runs from base 1 to 849 and encodes 282 amino acids. NCBI's taxonomy places the organism in Eukaryota, Metazoa, Chordata, Testudines, Emydidae. Gene Ontology annotation, molecular function: L-aspartate dehydrogenase [NAD(P)+] activity; NADP binding.